This is a messenger RNA of Lotus japonicus, 1772 nucleotides long. RefSeq names its product BTB/POZ and MATH domain-containing protein 2-like. Gene Ontology annotation, biological process: protein ubiquitination. The record is from RefSeq and is a predicted model, not a curated record. Bases 253 to 1482 code for a protein of 409 amino acids. Lineage: Eukaryota; Viridiplantae; Streptophyta; Magnoliopsida; Fabales; Fabaceae. Gene Ontology annotation, molecular function: protein binding. The transcript is spliced from 4 exons.
UUACAUUUUAAAAGAUGAUAACAAAGCCAUCAUCACCACCAAUAUUCACCACCAUCCACAUUUUUCUCUUUCCUUCUCCGACCGAAUUGAAACCCUAGAACUUUCCUCCUUCAGAAUCUCAUAAAUUUCCCUUCUUUGGAACCCCUAUAUUUCCUCACCAAACUCUCACUUUCCGAUUUCGUAACCCCACCAACUCCCCCCAAUUCCAACACAUUGCUCCUGAGCUGAUUCAGCUCGCUCUCGUGGCUCCGCAUGGGUAGAGUCCUGCUGGAAACCUCGAGCCCGUUCUCGACUUCCUCAUCACCGUCACCUCCGCCGGCGACCACCUCGUCGACGUCGAUCACCGACACCGUGAAGGGCUCGCACCGUUUCAAGAUCACUGGGUACUCUCUGUCCAAAGGAAUUGGGAUUGGGAAGUACAUAGCUUCCGACAUUUUCUCUGUUGGUGGGUACGAUUGGGCGAUCUACUUCUACCCUGAUGGCAAGAGCGCCGAGGACAAUGGCUCCUAUGUGUCUCUCUUCAUCGCGCUUGCGAGUGAAGGUACCGAUGUUCGGGCGCUUUUCGAGUUGACCCUGCUGGAUCAGAGUGGCAAGGAGAGGCACAAGGUCCAUAGCCAUUUUGAGAGGACUCUGGAGAGUGGGCCUUACACUCUGAAAUACCGUGGGAGCAUGUGGGGUUACAAGCGGUUUUUUAAGAGAACAGCACUAGAAGCAUCAGACUAUCUCAAAGACGAUUGUCUUAGUGUUACUUGUAGUGUUGGUGUUGUGAAGUCGCACACUGAGGGCCCUCACUUGUUUUCAAUCUCAGUACCACCUUCUGACAUUAAUCGGCAAUUUGGGAACCUACUUGAAAGUGGCAAGGGCUCUGAUGUGAGUUUUGAAGUGAAUGGAGAAGCUUUUGCUGCUCAUAAGUUGGUACUAGCAGCCCGCUCACCUGUUUUUAAAGCCCAACUUUUUGGUCCUAUGAGAGAUCAGACCCAGUGUAUAAAAGUUGAAGACAUGGAAGCUCCAGUUUUCAAGGCAUUGCUGCAUUAUAUAUAUUGGGACUCACUACCUGACUUGCAAGAGCUUACUGGGUUGAACUCAAAAUGGGCAACUGCCUUAAUGGCUCAGCAUCUGCUAGCAGCAGCUGACCGGUACGGCUUAGAGAGGCUUAAGCUCAUGUGCGAAGCGUGUCUCAUUGAAGAUGUUGCAAUAAACACUGUGGCUACAACUUUAGCAUUGGCAGAGCAGCACCACUGUUUCCCGCUUAAAUCAGUUUGCCUGAAAUUCAUUGCAAAGCCUGAAAAUCUCAGAGCUGUGAUGCAAACUGAUGGUUUUGAGCACUUGAAGGAAAGCUGUCCAUCUGUUUUGUCUGAGCUAUUGCAGUACGUGGCUAGUUAUACCGAGCAUUCAGACUUCAUGAGCAAGCAUGGCAAUGAAGCAGUACUUGAUGGCGGUGACAUGAAUGGAAGGCGCGUGAAGCAAAGGCUGCAAGUGUGAAAGUGACUCUGUUUUGUGUACAACCACCCUCUUCCAUUCACAUUUAAUAAUUACAGUAAGAACCAUGGAUAGUGCCUUUAAUAAUAUUUAUUAUAGUGAGAACUAUGGAUAGGGGGUAAAACAAGCAUUUAUAGACUUAGAGGCUAAUUUAUGUUUCAUAGCAUGCAUACAUUUAUUUGCAGAUGUAAAUGUAGUUUAUGUUGCAGGUCUGUCUCUGAUAGCUUUCUUUAAUAUCAAAACUUGUCCUCUCUGCUUAAAACGUGGCAGAAAUGAAAAUAUUGGUUACCUCC